UCCUCUCUCUCUACAGCAAUUCAAAACAGGGCUGGCGUCCGCUCCAUCUCUCUCUUCCCGAUCUAGGGUUCUUGGGGUCUGGGAGGAGGGUUAUCGGUCGAGAUCGGAGGAGUAGGUCUUGCGGGGCGCGCGAUGGAAAAGUACGAGAAGCUGGAGAAGGUUGGGGAAGGGACGUAUGGGAAGGUGUACAAGGCGCAGGACAAGGCCACGGGGCAGCUCGUCGCCCUCAAGAAGACUCGCCUCGAGAUGGACGAGGAGGGCAUCCCCCCUACCGCCCUCCGCGAGAUCUCACUCCUCCAACUCCUAUCCCGCUCCAUCUACAUCGUCCGGUUGCUGAAUGUGGAGCAAGUAGAGAAAAACGGAAAGCCGCUGCUUUAUCUGGUGUUCGAAUACUUGGAUACUGAUCUCAAGAAGUUCAUCGACUCUCAUCGCAGGGGAACAAACCCCAGGUCGAUCCCCUCCCCAGUCAUUCAGAGCUUUUUGUAUCAGUUGUGUAAGGGAGUUGCACAUUGUCAUAGCCAUGGCGUGCUCCACAGGGACCUGAAGCCUCAAAAUCUCUUGGUCGAUAAAGAGAAGGGCAUCUUGAAGAUUGCUGAUCUUGGGCUGGGAAGAGCCUUCACAAUCCCUUUGAAGAGUUACACACAUGAGAUUGUUACUCUCUGGUAUAGAGCACCUGAGGUCUUGUUGGGAACAACCCACUACUCAACUGGAGUGGAUAUAUGGUCUGUAGGAUGUAUCUUUGCUGAAAUGGUGCGAAGACAAUCUCUUUUUCCUGGUGAUUCCGAGUUGCAGCAGUUACUUCACAUCUUCAGGCUGUUAGGGACUCCAACUGAAGAGCAAUGGCCUGGAGUUGGCUCGCUGCGGGAUUGGCAUGCCUAUCCACAAUGGAAACCUCAGAACUUGGCACGUGCAGUUCCAGCACUGGAACCUGAAGGCGUUGAUCUUUUAUCGAAAAUGCUUCAAUACGACCCAGCUAACAGAAUCUCAGCUAAAGCAGCAAUGGAGCACCCCUACUUUGAUUCCCUGGACAAGUCACAAUUCUAGUGCCUUUUUCUUUUCCACCAAGAGAGAUACAAUCCAUAGGGAAUCUGAGCUGCUGAAGUCGGAUUGGAUGGGAAGAAUAAUGUUUACUUGAUCAGGGUUUGGCAAUAUUAGUAAUUGCCACAGUGUGACCUUAUUUCAGAUAUUGGUUUGUGCUUUGAUCUUCCAAGCAUGUCAUCAAAGUGUUCUUUGGCACUUGCUCAGUACACUGACCGUAAACUUUUUCAUCACCCAAUGUUUAUUCAGGAAGCUUGCUUGGUUUGGUGUUGAUGGACUUGUUUGUUCAUCAUUCUUUUAAGGUCUACAAUGUAAACAAGGAUUGAUGUUGUCCGGACUUUCUAACUUCAUUGUUGUCUGUAUCAUCAAUUGCGUUUAAUGGCACAACAUAUAAUUAAUUA
Musa acuminata subsp. malaccensis (wild Malaysian banana) is the source of this 1439-nucleotide messenger RNA. RefSeq names its product cyclin-dependent kinase B1-1. Lineage: Eukaryota; Viridiplantae; Streptophyta; Magnoliopsida; Zingiberales; Musaceae. The record is from RefSeq and is a predicted model, not a curated record. Gene Ontology annotation, biological process: regulation of G2/M transition of mitotic cell cycle; signal transduction; G1/S transition of mitotic cell cycle. Gene Ontology annotation, cellular component: nucleus; cyclin-dependent protein kinase holoenzyme complex; cytoplasm. Gene Ontology annotation, molecular function: cyclin-dependent protein serine/threonine kinase activity; ATP binding; cyclin binding.